AUGUCCCUACGGACUCUUUUCCAGACGUUGAAUGACCCUAAGGCAAAGACGAUAGCCGCCUUGUCGGUGUUGAUGUUGAUAGGGUACAGCUCUCUGCUGGUACACGCAUGGAAUACUAAUAACCAAGCCAUGGUGGGCUUUUUGCUGCUGGAUUUUUUCAAUGCGUCUUGUUUGAUGAGCGAAAUAAUCGUUAUCUGGGUUGGAAAUCAAGUAGCGACAUUUUCCUACUCUUUUGGUUUCAACCAGGUUAACAUCGUCGCCUGCUUCUCUAUAUGCGUGUUGAUGCUGCUGAUGGUAUUCUGGAACUGUGUAGAAUGCAUGGAGCAUCUUCUGUUGCCUGAGCAUCACGGAGCUACACACGAGCCUUCACUAGUCGUAUUAGUUUGUGCUUUCGUUGGUCGCUUCGGGGGACUAGCGAUCGUUAAGAAGUACUCUACAGGUCACGAUUCGACACCAGAAACCACUGGGGGCAAACUCAAACACGGCCUAGCCGCCAUGAUACACGCCACACUCGGCAGCGGCAGAGUGCACCGCGCCGUCCUUCUCUCGCGGUCAGUGAACAGCAAUGCACUGAUAUCCCUCGUGUCAUGGGCUAUAGUAUUACUCUCGUCAAUGCUCGCACCCGAAGCUGACUACAGCUGGGUCGAUCCCAUCACAUCGGCCACGGUGUCGGUUCUUAGCCUGGGUUCUGUGCUACCCAUCAUGAUGAACCAUGCACGCGUGCUGCUGCAAACAGUACCCGCGAAUUCAUCCUUGUGGUUCAAAUGCUUACGCGAGGUAUCCAACUACGAUGGCGUACUCGAGAUAAAGAAUCAGCACUUAUGGCUCAAUGGCUACAAGGAGAGGGUGGCUUCGCUCCACGUCAGGAUUAGAAGGGACGCCAACGAACAGGUUGUACUCGCUCAGCUAAGCACCGCUUUCGCGCAUCUGUGUGACAGCAUCACCAUCCAGAUCAAGAAGGACGACUGGGGAACCGGGGGCAGUGGUUACGCAAGCACAGCCGGAGCCAAUAGCAACUUUGGUUACGGUUAUAACACAGCCGGGGCGUCACAUCAACCCACCGACCUCAACGAGAAGGCACGGCAGCGGUUGUCGAGCUACUCGUCCAACAACUUAGCACGCACGAAUCAACUGAUGUCUCCUGUGCCACUACAGUACAGCUCACCACAGCAAGCUCAGUUGAGCGGAGGGGUGCCAGAGGCGCAUGGUGGUAUUCAGUUCAUGGCACCCAGUCAGGAUAGGGGCAUGAAUAGGGGGGGCGGUGCGAACGGCAUGUAAAUGAUUGGUCAAAACAAUGUGCUUCUAAGACACUCCUGUGGAGGAUGAAGUGCAGUGUGAGAUACUUCAGUAUUGAGUACGAUUAGCAGCCAUUGAGUCCGGCAAUUGUACAGAAAAAAAAAUAGAAAAAUGUAGCAAUACCACCGUCGACGACAACCUAUAUGAAAUAUAUUACUUCGGACCAAUUAGUAUAAUAGUACAUGUGUACUCGUACGCAAACAAAGGGAUGGAAUACAUACAUUUACAACUACAA
Messenger RNA from Sphaeroforma arctica JP610, 1531 nucleotides. RefSeq lists its product as hypothetical. Gene Ontology annotation, molecular function: monoatomic cation transmembrane transporter activity. NCBI's taxonomy places the organism in Eukaryota, Ichthyosporea, Ichthyophonida. The transcript is spliced from 7 exons. The record is from RefSeq and is a predicted model, not a curated record. Gene Ontology annotation, cellular component: membrane. Gene Ontology annotation, biological process: monoatomic cation transport; transmembrane transport. The coding region runs from base 1 to 1278 and encodes 425 amino acids.